This is a messenger RNA of Orussus abietinus, 2808 nucleotides long. It is a transcript of the gene e, whose product is annotated as dimodular nonribosomal peptide synthase. NCBI's taxonomy places the organism in Eukaryota, Metazoa, Arthropoda, Insecta, Hymenoptera, Orussidae. The record is from RefSeq and is a predicted model, not a curated record. The transcript has 14 exons. Bases 223 to 2808 code for a protein of 861 amino acids.
CAUCGGGCUGCUCGCAUCGCGGCCGAGCAGAUCCGUUCCUACGGGUGUGCGUAAUAUCCGCAGGGGACGAGGUGCGUUUUCGUCGGCAGAAUUCGGAGUGAGAGCUGUCAGGUAGAGGAAGGUGGCGGCCGAUUUGCAAUAAACGAAAGUGGAGUCUUGCGGCAAUUCGUGAGGUGAGAGUGGCCCAUUCCUGUUCGGUGGACCUGAAAGCGUAAAAUAACGAUGGGUUCCCUUCAACUUCAGUCAGUAUUGAAAGGCAGCUUCGUAUCCCGCAGGAACGAUCAGUUUAAACUGCACAAAAUCUUCGGACAAAUCGCCGCAAAAUGCUCCAGCCACCCGGCCAUUGUUUACGAGCACGGCACCGAUAAGGAUCGCAGCAUAUCGUAUGGAGAUUUGGAAGACUUGACGAACAGACUAGCUGCGGUUAUUCGAGGAUACAGUCAGGAUGAAGAUAAGGAUUCCGUCGUGGCCGUAUCAAUGAGACCUACCAAUUGUUUGCCGAUUACAUUGUUAUCAAUUUUAAAGGCUGAUAAGGCAUAUCUGCCAUUAGAUCCUGAUUUUCCAAGCUCUCGAAUUAAACACAUCCUGCAGGAUGCCGAGCCGAUAUUGGCGAUAGUAGAUGAUAAAGAGGACGCGUCAAUUUAUGAAGGGACCCCGGUUAUCACGUACUCGCAGCUUAUCAAAGAGGCCGAAUUCGAAAAGGGGGAGACUAUCGUCCAGGAUAAAAAGGAUCCCGAACAGAUCGCCAUCGUCCUGUACACGUCGGGAAGCACCGGAGUCCCGAAAGGGGUAAAGUUGCCUCAUCGUACCAUAUUAAACCGACUGCAGUGGCAAUGGGGACUUUUCCCUUAUCAACGAGAGGAGACUCGGUGUAUCUUCAAGACAGCGUUAACAUUUGUCGACAGUGUUUCCGAAAUUUGGGGUCCGCUCUUACAAGGUCGUACAUUGGUCGUAAUACCGAAGCACGUUACAAAAGAUCCGCAGGCAUUCAUACAAGUACUCGACGACCACAAGAUUCAGCGAUUGGUUCUGGUGCCCUCGUUGCUGCAAUCUUUGCUCAUGUACUUAAGUCUCCAGGACGAAAGGGGCGCCCUAGACGCUCUGAAGCUUUGGAUAUGUUCCGGGGAGACUCUUAUGCCGUCACUAGCGGAGCAAUUCUUCAAGAGGUUCCCAAAUAGAGAUUACGUACUCGCAAACUUCUACGGGAGUACCGAGGUGAUGGGAGACGUGACCUACCACAUCCUGAAGGAUCUCAGCGACCUGGAAGAGGUGGACAAAGUUCCCAUCGGGAAACCCGUGGACAAUACAAUUGUUUAUCUGGUUAACGAGGAUCUGCAAAUCGUACCUCAAGGGGAAAUCGGAGAGCUGAUAGUCACCGGGAGGAAUCUAUCCGCAGGAUACAUCAGGGGAAAGGACUCGACGAAGUUCCUGCAGAAUCCUCACACGGUCGACCCACAAUAUUCGAGGAUCUUCCGAACGGGCGACUACGCAAAGAUCGUCAAGGGUGUCCUGAUCUACGAAGGCCGUAAGGACUCUCAAGUAAAGAUAAGAGGCCAUCGGGUCGACCUUACGGAAGUUGAGAAAGUACUCUCGACUGCGCCGAUGAUUAAUAAAGCAGUCGUCCUUUGCUACAAACCUGGCGAACUGUCCCAGACACUAGUAGCCUUCGUAACCACUACGGGAGAUGCUUACGUAUCGGAGUCCUGCAUCGAAGCUCAUCUACGAAGCAGAUUGCCCCCUUACAUGAUUCCCCAGGUGGUCACUGUUGAUUCCAUUCCGCUUCUUGUAAACGGCAAAACGGACAGGCAUGCGUUAUUGACGCUGUACGAGACAAAAAAUAAAAAUGAUCACGAUCGCACGAUCGACUGCGACUACGAUGGCGUGCCCGAGGAACUCCAUGCUGCUGCGAAGAUCCUCUUCCCCACGGUGGCAUCUGUAAUUGGGCACAGCGUUAGACAGACUAUAUCGGUCAACUCGAACUUCUAUGAACUUGGUGGAAAUUCAUUGAACUCUGUUUACACGGUGACCAAGCUGAGAGAUCAAGGCUAUUACAUAGGGAUUACAGACUUUAUCAAGGCGAAGGACAUGAGGGGUAUCCUGAGUAAAAUGAAGAUCGGUACUGACUCCGAUUCAUUCCUGGAGACGGUGAACCUCGAGGAGCAUGUGCUCGAAGAAUUAAACGAAUCCCACAAAGAAGACGUCAUAAGAAUGGUGACGGAUAGUUUCUACUCGAAGGCUGAUCUUGAACAAUGGUUGAUGCCGGACAUUACCAGAGAAGAUUAUCGAGAGCUGGUGGAGGCUCUGUGGGAACCAUUAAUCGAGAAAGGAUUCAGUUUUGUAAUUAAAUCCAUUGGGGACCGACCUGAGAAUAACGUCCUCGCCGUUGGACUCAACUUUGACGCUCAUGAUGAACCAGAAGUGUCGAUCUCCUCGAAGCUGACUAUAGUUUUCGAAUUCUUAGAGUAUUUGGAAGGACCGAUCAGAGAUAACAGACUGCCGAAGGGAAAGGGCCAAAUCCUUCACAGUUUUAUGAUGGCAACUAAUAGUAGCCUAACGUCUGCUGAAAAUGUUAUCGUAAUGAGAGAAAUGGAAGAGCACUGUUUAGUCCUGGCGAGGCAAAAAGGAUUUGCUGGAAUAUUUACGACCAACACAAGCCCGCUAACUCAGCAACUGGGCAUCGACGUGUACUGUUAUGACGUACUUUUGGACUACCAAGUUAACGAGUACAUCGCACCGGACGGUUCGAGACCUUUUGGGCAGGCUCCGGACGACCAGAGAGCCGUGUGUUCAUGGAAAGCUGUAAAAUAA